UGGGAAGAUAUCCUAUAAAAUGUGAACUUGUUUUUAGUUUAUAAAAAACUUAGCUUAUUUUGAGCUAAUCUCACAAAGAUUGGCUUAUUUUUGACAAAUUUUCUUACUCAUUUCAAAUAUAAAUAGCAAAUGUUGUACAGAGUCUAGAGCCGCUAAUAAUGAGAACAAAUAAAAGCUGACAAACGAAUUCCUAGCUCAACCACUCUCUAACUAAGGCUUCAUCUGCGGCUCUACUAGCCGAAUUAGGUAAAAGGCAAAUGAAACAGGUAACCUAACUUAAAAGACUUAAGAACAACUCCUUUACAACAAUUAAUCAUAAAUAUACUUACAAAGAAGUCAACCAGCAUACUCAAACUAACUUGUGUAUCUUGCUUUACGUUUUUGGUUUACAAAUUAAGGACGGAAUUUAUCAGUAUAUUUCCUUAAGUUUCGGUAUGCCUUCAGAUCGGAUACCGAUGAACCCGAGAAUCUAUCCAACUUCCAUUGUCAUAGACCAGGCAACAAAACCUACAGUACCUUUAGUUCCAAGAAACAGCUCAAUUUCAUCAGAUAAAGGGCACACAAUGGGCAACAAUCCACCCCCUUAUCCACAGUCAUUACCGCCUUUUCGUUCUCUUGCUAGACAGCCAAAGGGCCGAAGCUGCUGUUGCAGACUUAUCUGUUGCAUAUUUUCUUUACUGGUUACCUUCUUACUUCUUGUUGGGAUUCUAGCCCUCGUUUUCUUCUUGGUUUUUCACCCUAAAGUUCCUAGCUACUCGGUUGACAGGCUAAGAAUAACCGACUUCAGGCUCAACUUGGACCUUAGCCUAUAUGCUAGGUUCAACGUGAGGGUAACAGCAAAGAACCCGAAUAAAAAGAUUGGAAUAUACUAUGAAAAAGGAGGUAAAAUGAGUGUUUGGUACAAGAAAACUAACCUGUGUCAAGGGUCUUUUCCAGCGUUUUAUCAGAGUCCGCUUAAUACAACAGCAACUGAUGUCUCACUUUCGGGGCAAAACCAGUAUGGGAACACGUUAAUGCAAGCGUUGCAGCAGCAACAGCAGAUGGGAAACAUUCCUUUGGAGCUGAAAGUGGAUCAACCUGUUUCGAUUAAAGUCCAGAGUAUGAAGCUUGGGAAAGUGAUGUUUUUGGUUAACUGCCAAUUGACAGUGGAUAGCUUGAGCUCCAAUAAUGCCAUUAGUAUUAAAGCUAGCAACUGCAAAAUCAGGGUGAAACUUUGAAUCGAUUCAUUUUCCUAGAUUUAAGCAACUAAGAAAUAAUGAAUUAAUCUAGCAAUAUCUUCAAUUAUUUGUCAUUUUUGUUCAUGUAUAUCUCAGCUUUAUUUUCUUUCUUUUGUUUUUUUUUUUUCCUUCCCAAAUUAAAUUCUCUUGAUUUGUAUUUGUAUACUAUAAAAGCUUUUUCUGAACUUAGUAUACUCGUGUCUUUUGUUUA
This is a messenger RNA of Chenopodium quinoa (quinoa), 1428 nucleotides long. Its product is annotated as NDR1/HIN1-like protein 6. Gene Ontology annotation, cellular component: plasma membrane. The record is from RefSeq and is a predicted model, not a curated record. NCBI's taxonomy places the organism in Eukaryota, Viridiplantae, Streptophyta, Magnoliopsida, Caryophyllales, Amaranthaceae. The transcript has a single exon. Bases 435 to 1217 code for a protein of 260 amino acids.